AUGGCCUCAUAUUCCAUACCUCGUCAUUUCGUACACACUUGGCUCUAUACUACAUCACACACUCGCGGAUUACGGAUACAACUCAUUCUCGCUAUUGUAUCUUGCCUUGCCUUGCCGUGCCUUGCCCUACUUACGAAUUGCCUACAUAUGCCCGGUGGCAUAGGUAUGGUGGUGCCAUCAAUGUCCUUUCUCGGUACGCCGUUGAGGCUCACUUUAUGA
Molecule: messenger RNA, 219 nt
Organism: Colletotrichum abscissum
Lineage: Eukaryota; Fungi; Ascomycota; Sordariomycetes; Glomerellales; Glomerellaceae
Exons: 1
Coding region: 1-219 (72 amino acids)
Source: RefSeq, a predicted model, not a curated record